CUGUGGAGUAUACAAGAUGGUAUCUGUAAGCAAACUUUUACUGGACAUGAAUCAGACAUCAAUGCAGUAGCAGUAAGUAUUCAGAACAUUUUUUCAUAAGAGUCUUGAAGAUUCACUUUUUGUCUCAGCUGUACAUGAUGUCAUGUUUGUGUACGAAGCUUGUUUUCUUUAGCAUUCUUGCUGAUUUUCUAUUGUGUUUUUAGUACUUCCCCAAUGGAUCAGCUUUUGCAACAGGAUCUGAUGAUGCCACAUGUAGGCUGUUUGACGUCCGCGCCGAUCAGGUGAGGCUUCACUUUUAGUUAACCCUUUAAGUCCCAAUAUCCACAUACAAAUUCUCUAAACUGAUCUCCAUACAUUUCCUUGAAGACUUAGUUGAGAGAGUUUGGUAAAAGAUCAAAUAUUUUUCUCUUUGUGAUCAUUUUGUUAAUUUUCAUAGACUUUGCUCAUGAUAGUCUAUGGAUAUCGUUAGGAGAAAAUUGAUUUUGAGCACUAUUGGGACUUAGAGGGUUAAGUUCCCUUCCAUCAGCGUGCAAUGAAAGUGGUGUCCAAAGCCCGGAGCAAGUGGAUUUUGCUAUCAGGCUGGGGAUUUAAAUUGCAGAAGAACUGCAAUCAAACUGGCUUGUCAGAAAGGCAAACUGUGACUCUGACUUUCUUUGCACCAAGGCUGCAUUGCAGAUGUAAUUUAAUUUGGUUAGUACAUUCUGUAUCAUCUGUGAAGCAACACUGAUAUCCUUGUUCUGGCUGUUUUGGGCCCCCUAAUGGAUUGAGCAAAUUACCAGAGGUACGUUUCGAAUUUCUCUUCCAUCUUUAUUGGCAAAUCGAGAGUGGCUUCUUAACAGACCAAUCAUGGUGUGUACUCAAAUCCUAGUACACAGGUGAGGGCCCAGAACAAAUAUUUCAAAGAUGGAUGUAACCAGAGUUUAGUUUCGUCUAUGACGCAGGCUACUUUGCACCCUCCCUUUUGAGCAGUAUUUAUCGUCAGUUGGAAUGAGUCAGUCUCCUACAUAGAUGUUUGGUAAUCUUGAAGCACUGAAUCUGUUUCUAAUCCACUGUGCUUUGUUUUGUUUUGUCAAAAAUAGGAGCUCAUGGUGUAUGCCCAUGACAAUAUUAUCUGUGGAAUUACCUCAGUGGCCUUCUCCAAGAGUGGCCGUCUGCUGUUAGCAGGUUAUGAUGAUUUCAACUGCAAUGUGUGGGACACAUUGAAGGGAGAGAGAGCCGGAGUAUUAGCAGGACACGACAACCGCGUCAGUUGUCUGGGUGUUACUGAAGAUGGAAUGGCUGUCUCCACAGGAAGCUGGGACAGUUUCUUGAAGAUAUGGAACUGA
This is a messenger RNA of Porites lobata, 1325 nucleotides long. The record is from the annotation of a GenBank genome assembly. Lineage: Eukaryota; Metazoa; Cnidaria; Anthozoa; Scleractinia; Poritidae.